ACAGCUACUAAGCCAGUUGCUUUGUUUCUAAUGACCUGAGUUCGUGACCUAUAACCAACACUUAGAACCCCGAACGCAGACGAAAAAGUGGCUACGACUCAUUUGAAUUGGCAUCGGCGCUGGAAGGAAGAAGAAACGUCAUGAGGACUGGCGACCCGGCGUCGGAAGAAUUUCAGAUCUUGCUUUGUCGCCAAAAUCUCAAUUAGCGGCUUCAAGAAGGAAGAAGAAACUGUCUGUUUACCUGAGAUUGGAGGAAGAUAGGUGUCUCUACUGUCAGAGUCGAUAGCGGCGAUCUUACCGAUGGCAGAGGAGAGAGCACGAAAGAGAAGCAGCCGACGAGGAGAUUGGAGGAGAAGGAGACGGAGACGAGGAGUGUGGAUCUGGUGACUGGGGGGGGGGUCCUUAGUCACUUGACUAAGCCCACCUCAACCUUUGGAUUGAUCUAAUGGUCCAGAUAAAUUAAUGAAUUAUUAUUAAAUGGGAAGGGUAGUUAUGGUAUUAUUAGAAAUUCAUUAACUCCUAUUUUUGGUUUUGUUUUAUUUAUUAUUAUUGAUUUCUGAUUUUCCUCUGCAACCGUCUCCUCCUCUUCCCUUUUUUGCGAUGUCCAAAGAGAGAGAAAGAGACAUGGCGGAUGAGAACCCAACGUCGGUGGAGGUGAGAGAUCGCAUCGCCGGUGGAGGAGAGAGAGAAAGAGACAUGCAGCGCCGUCGGUGGAGAGAGAGAUGGCGGCGACGAUGGUGGAGGAGAGAGAAACACUGCCAGAGGCAGAUUCGUCGAAGAACGGCAGCAACGGCAACGAUGCAAGAGAGGGGGGCGACAGCGGCGAUGGAAAGAGGAAGGAGACCUCGACGGCGCCGACAGCGAUGGAGAAAGGGAAAGGGAGAGGCGAUCGCGACGGAGGCGGCAGCAUUGGAGAGAGAGAAAGCAGAUCUGGUCAUCGUGAAAACAGAGGAGAGAGAGGCGAUGGUGGAGGAGAGAGAGAGGCAGUGGCGGAGAGAGAGAGUCGACGACGAUGGAGGAGAGAGAAGAGGCGCGGUGAUGGAGAGAGAGAGAGAGAGGGGUAGAUAUGGCUGUAAAGAGCGUCGGCGGCGGCAGCGGUGGAGAGAGAGUUGGCUCUCGACAAUAUAUUUUGUUGUCUGAAGGAAGAACAAUGGUUUGUAAUGCAAAUGUUGUCAGUUUGUAUCAUUAGUACUUUUGCACAUAAUAUUAGUAUGAUUUGUAUAGUUUGUAUGUUUUGUAUUAUUAAUUUGUACAUAAAAAACAUUACAAACAUGGUUAACAAAAAUAACAAAUAUGUUGGACUAAAAUAACAAAGCUUACAAACAUUA
This is a messenger RNA of Linum trigynum, 1328 nucleotides long. The record is from the annotation of a GenBank genome assembly. Lineage: Eukaryota; Viridiplantae; Streptophyta; Magnoliopsida; Malpighiales; Linaceae.